AUGGGUCUUCCUAAACCAAGCCUGACAUUCACAUUACCUUCGCUUCAUGACGAUACUCCUCUCGACUGCCGCAUAUACCAGCCCAAAGCGACGUUGAACGGCGCUUUCUCCAAUGUUGCCGCGAUCCUAGCACAUCCGUACGCACCGCUGGGAGGAUGUUUCGACGAUCCGGUGCUUGAUGCCGUUGGCUCCGAAUUGUUGGAGAAUGGCUGGGCCGUAGCAACGUUCAAUUUCAGGGGCGCUUUAGGCUCUCAUGGGAGGACUAGUUGGACCGGAAAGCCAGAAGUGGCCGAUUAUAUCACGAUAGCGGGAUUUGUGAUCUUCUAUCUACAGCAUCUGCAAGUACGGCAGCGUGGUAUCCAAAGCCCGGAGGAGGGAGUAGGCCUUCCUCCUCAGGUGGGCAAUCCAGAAUCAAGCGAUCCUAACACGAUACAUCUGAUUCUGGGAGGAUACUCAUAUGGCUCACUCAUUGUCACGCACCUGCCUACUGUAUCAGAGAUCAUUGCCCGGUUCUCGUCGCCAGUUGAGGGCUCGGCGGCGGCGGAGGUUCGUCUCCGAGCGCGACGACUAGCUGAAGAAGAUGCGGCACUAUACAGCGCUUCUCUUCCAGCUACGAAUGUGGAUUCAUCCCCUUGUUCUCCAUCCAAAUCCAGAUUGCUAUCAAUUGGUGGGGAUGAAACCGAUGCUGAGCAUCGGAGGUCUCUCCGCGAGUUACGCAGAAGCAUUGAUGGCAGACCCAGCCAUAGGAGUCUCGAUCUUCCGGAGAGGAUCCGGUCCAUCCGUCAUAAGGAUAAAGGAAACCAGACCGGGCCAUCCACGCUUGCGUCCGAUGGCUCUGAUCUUCAAGCAGGCCACAUGCCCAACGUUGUCGAGUCAUAUCUCCUUAUAUCUCCCCUGCUUCCACCGACAUCAUUCUUCACCGCGGUAUCGCUCCGAGACCCGAAUCUAGAAAAGUUUUCACGGCAUCCUACACUGGCGGUGUUUGGUGAUUCCGACGUGUUUACUUCGAUCCGGAAGUUAAGAGAAUGGGCCGCCGGGAGGAGCCAGCCGGAUGGUUCACGAUUUCAAGGUGCGGCUGUGAACAAAGGGGGCCAUUUCUGGAUCGAUCCGGCACAUGUCAGAGAACUAAAGGAAGCGGUCAUCCGGUGGGCUGCUUCAAUCAAACAAUAG
Molecule: messenger RNA, 1170 nt
Organism: Eremomyces bilateralis CBS 781.70
Lineage: Eukaryota; Fungi; Ascomycota; Dothideomycetes; Eremomycetales; Eremomycetaceae
Exons: 2
Coding region: 1-1170 (389 amino acids)
Source: RefSeq, a predicted model, not a curated record